GGAAGAAGAAUAACUCCCUUUAGCCACGUUAUUAAAUCUCAUUGGCUAUAUACAUCUACAUAUUUACAUAUCUACCUAUAUGUACACCUCCUCUGCUAACUUACCCUGUUUUCAACAUUCAGGAGCAUCUUCGUCACCCUAUUGGCGAUUUACUCUGGAAACAUGGCAGGAAUGUACAUCAUAGGAUCUUUAGCAGGAACAUUCGCAUUUGCAUAUUUAUGUGACAUCACUGUUUCCGAAUGGAAGAUAUUUGGAGGUAGCACACCGGGAACUGUUUCAAACAAGGAAUGGUUUAAAGAAACCGAAAAGAGGUUCCAGGAUUGGCCUCGCACUGCAGGACCUCCUGUUGUGAUGAACCCCAUUAGUCGCCAAAAUUUCAUCGUGAAACCUCGUUCUGAAUAGACCAUCUCACAUCUAUGACCUAAAUGAUUAUCUUCACCUUGUUUUGGCAUCCAGAAUUAUUAAAUACUUUAAUUGUUGGAUUAGAUUUUUCAAUCAAUAACUCUGGUUUAACAUAGUUUCAAACUAUGUUCACUGUUAAAAACCAGUGUAGGGAAAUUUUGUAUUUAACAAAAUAUCAUUUUUAUUUUAUUUUUAUUUGUGGCUUCAUAAUAAUCUAACAUUACUGGUUAGGCUUUCAUUUAUUUAACAUAUUUUGGCAAGUAGUUUUAUAUUAGGAUAUUAUGGCAAGACAAUUUAAUUCAAAAAAUAAUAUUAGAGGCA
Ziziphus jujuba (common jujube) is the source of this 723-nucleotide messenger RNA. RefSeq lists its product as uncharacterized. The record is from RefSeq and is a predicted model, not a curated record. NCBI's taxonomy places the organism in Eukaryota, Viridiplantae, Streptophyta, Magnoliopsida, Rosales, Rhamnaceae. The coding region runs from base 163 to 402 and encodes 79 amino acids. The transcript has 3 exons.